CGUGCCGGAAAGUCGUACGCGUGUAAAAUUUUGUGUAAGAGUUUUAUACGAAAUUCCAAUAUUAUCACGAUUUUAAGUAGGAUUUUCAAAGUUUUAGGUUUGUUGCAAAAAUGUUUAUGUGGGAAUGGUUUACAGGAAUGUUAAACUAUUUAGGGCUUAUGAAAAAGACUGGUAAAUUAGUUUUUCUAGGACUAGAUAAUGCUGGUAAAACAACCCUGUUGCACAUGCUGAAGGAUGAUCGUAUGGCGCAGCAUGUACCAACCCUGCAUCCAACAUCCGAGGAAUUGUCAAUGGGUGGCAUGAAGUUCACAACAUUUGAUCUAGGUGGUCAUAAGCAAGCUCGUCGCAUUUGGAAAGAUUACUUUCCAGCAGUUAAUGGAAUAGUCUUCAUUAUUGAUUGUGCCGAUGGAGAGAGGCUUCCCGAGUCCAAAAGUGAAUUAGAGAGUUUGUUGGCUGAUGAACAGUUAGCAAGUUGCCCUGUUCUUCUUCUUGGUAACAAAAUUGAUAUCCCUGGUGCUGCAAGUGAAGAUGUCAUUAGACAGUACUUUGGCCUUUAUGGUCUCACCACAGGAAAGGGAAAUAUUGCCGCUAAAGAUCUGCAAGCCCGGCCAAUGGAAUUGUAUAUGUGUAGUGUGUUAAAAAGACAGGGAUAUGGUGAAGGCUUUAGGUGGCUGGCCCAGUACAUUUAAAAUUUCAGUUUUUGUAAUUUAUGGAACUUGAUGCAGUGUCCUUGAAAAAAAAAAGAAGAAGAAAAAAGAAACUGGAAAGGCAGAGGAUGUGAAAUAAAGAACACAAGCUGCAUUUGUAUUAUCAGAGGAUACUCUUUCCUAAAUCAUAGCUAGAGAUGGACCAACCACAACUUCCUGUUUCAUGAUUGUGACCAACACCAUUGCAAAGUUAAACUGGAUGUGCUGGUAUAUCUUUAAACUUAAAUGAAUUUGUUCUAUCCAGAUUAGCUUGGUAAUGGCAUCAACAGCAGAAUUAGGAACAAAAGUUAUUUUGAUUAGAAUUUAAUGCAAUCUCUAACAGUUUCCUUUAUUUCUGUCCAUAAAAUUCUACAUGCAAUUGUCUUUGAUGCAGUAAAUGCUCUCCAACUGAUAAAAAGUAAUACACCAUGCUUUAAUAUGCUGUGGCUUAUUUAAAUGUGGUUUUGUGUUCCCAAAGUCAAUGGGCAGACUGAUUUGUAAAGGGUAGGAGAUUUUGUUUUAAUUUAGAGUAAACAAGGUGCCCUGUUAUUUUCAUCAAGUGUUGGUAAUGCCAUCCUCUUCCUGCAUUGGAGCUAGUUUUGUUAGUACAGAAUAGUACUAGUGAAAUAUGCAACUUGGCUCAAGUCAGCUUGAUUAGUUGCAUAAUUCAGCCUUCACGUGAGGAGUAGCCUUGACUCGAUGAAAAUAAAGGAGAAUGUUUUUCAUCAACAUUUCUCAAAACAGGAGACUUAAAACAAUUAUAUAUGUUUAGAUUUUAUCAGCUAGGUAUUGUUGCCUUCUCAGGGUAGGCUAGGCAAAACAGUUGUGUAAUGUUUUUUUCUUCGAAGUCUGGACACAGGUAUUUUCUGUUUUGCCUAGAAAACAAUACUGAUUAAUUUACACAAGGUAGUUAUGUGGAAAGUACCACAGAUCUGAACCUUGACAGUUCCACAGUCAAACACAAGUCUGUUAAACAAUUGGAUAUCCCAAAUUAGCACAUCCAGUUGAUUUAUGAUUUCAAUGGCUGACACGACAUUUCCUUCAAUUUUUUUCUUUUCGUUUUUUCCUUCUUAUUUUGGCAGUCUGUGUGGUUGUUGUCACUUUGUACUCAACUCCACUGGUGUUAAAAGAUUGAAUUGUAAGUUUGAUGUGCUGUGAUGAAAAAUGCAUGUGGAACUGGAUGGGUGAAGAUUCAAUUAACUUGAUAUUUUUGAGUGCAAGAGGACGUCCAACUUACCAAACUGACUGGUUAGAUUUUCCGACAUAAUUUUGAGUCCUCUUGUAAGAUUACACAUGUACAUUAACUUCAAUGCAAAAUAAUUAUUUUAUAUGUACAAUAUUAAAGAACUGAAAUAGUGAGCAGCA
Pocillopora verrucosa is the source of this 2051-nucleotide messenger RNA. Its product is annotated as small COPII coat GTPase SAR1B-like. Lineage: Eukaryota; Metazoa; Cnidaria; Anthozoa; Scleractinia; Pocilloporidae. Gene Ontology annotation, biological process: vesicle organization; intracellular protein transport; endoplasmic reticulum to Golgi vesicle-mediated transport. Gene Ontology annotation, cellular component: endoplasmic reticulum exit site; COPII vesicle coat. Gene Ontology annotation, molecular function: GTP binding; GTPase activity. The record is from RefSeq and is a predicted model, not a curated record.